Molecule: messenger RNA, 508 nt
Organism: Exophiala oligosperma
Lineage: Eukaryota; Fungi; Ascomycota; Eurotiomycetes; Chaetothyriales; Herpotrichiellaceae
Exons: 2
Biological process (GO): protein phosphorylation
Molecular function (GO): protein kinase activity; ATP binding
Source: RefSeq, a predicted model, not a curated record
AUGCCGAUAAGAACGUCUUUCCGCGAGAAUUCCACUUUCGCAAGUCCUGAAGCUGCCUUUGGUUGUGGCAUUGUCCCCCAGAUGCCACGGAAUCAGAGUCCCUGGGAUUCGUAUCGGCCUGUGAUCAAAGUUCGUCAAGGCUGUGCCGCCAUCAUGGCAGUGCACCGAUCCGGAGAUCUCAAACGGUAUGCUAUCAGCACUAUCUCACGCUCUCAUAAGGAGAAAUAUCUACAAGCUCUGCAAAAGCUACGGCUAGGUAAGAAUUCGUCUUUGUUGAAUAUAAUCGAAAUGAUGGACUGGAAGAACGGAUUCUUUAUUGUUUCAGACUACGUCGACGUCUGCUUGGCUCAGGUUCUAGCGUGCCAAAAGACCCCAGAGGAGUCAGAGGUGUCGUUCGUCCUGAAUGAGGUACUGGAUGCGCUCGUGCUUCUGGAACGUUGGGGCUUAACCCACGGCUUUGUUGAUGCGCAACACAUUCUCCUGACACUGGAUGGGGGAGUCAAGUUGG